Pungitius pungitius (ninespine stickleback) is the source of this 7010-nucleotide messenger RNA. RefSeq names its product voltage-dependent calcium channel subunit alpha-2/delta-1. Gene Ontology annotation, cellular component: L-type voltage-gated calcium channel complex. The transcript is spliced from 38 exons. The record is from RefSeq and is a predicted model, not a curated record. Gene Ontology annotation, molecular function: voltage-gated calcium channel activity. Lineage: Eukaryota; Metazoa; Chordata; Actinopteri; Perciformes; Gasterosteidae. The coding region runs from base 56 to 3340 and encodes 1094 amino acids.
CUUCCCCCCUCCGUCCCCGGCCCACCCCUCCUUUUUACACUUCUUUUUUUUCACAAUGGAUACCUACAGGGUUGGAGCCUGGGUGUUCCUGGUCCUGUUGUGGCAGGACGGCUAUUUGGCAUCGGAGUUCCCGACACAGCUCAUGAUAAAGGUAUGGGUUGAACAGAUGCAGAAAGAGCUUGUGACCCUGGCAGACUCGGCUACACCUGGACAAAGCCUCACUCAGAUUUUUCUAAAAAACCAACACCUGUACACUGUGGAGCAAAAUGACGCAGAGGAGCUUGUGGCAAGAGCAGCCCGGAAAAUUGAACAGCUGCUGCGGAAGAGGUCUGCUGCCUUGGAGAAAUUGGCCACAGCUGCGGAGAAGCUACAGAUGGAGCAUAUGUGGAAAGACGACUUUGAGGGUGAUGAAAUCUCUUACUACAACGCAAAGGACAAUCUGGAUGCAAAUGAGACGGAGGGAAGAAAAUAUAGGAUCCGGCCGGAUUUUAAAGAGGAUCCAUCGUUUAAACGUUUGACUGACUACAACCACACGGCUGUCCACAUCCCCACUGACAUCUAUGAUGGCUCCACCAUUGUGCUAAAUGAACUGGACUGGUCGGAGGCAUUAGAGGAGGUGUUUAGAAAGAACAGAGAGGACGACCCGACUCUGCUCUGGCAGGUGUAUGGCAGCGCUACGGGGCUAGCUCGCUACUAUCCAGCUUCUCCCUGGAUGGAUUCUCGCAAGACCCUGAGUAAAAUUGAUCUUUAUGAUGUCCGCAGGAGGCCAUGGUACAUUCAAGGAGCUGCCUCACCUAAAGAUAUGCUAAUCCUUGUGGAUGCAAGCGGGAGUGUGUCUGGCUUGACUCUCAAGCUGAUCAGGACCUCCGUCAGUGAGAUGUUGGAGACUCUGUCUGACGACGACUACGUCAAUGUAGUUUAUUUUAACACCAGGGUGAAGAAGACGGCGUGUUUCGAACAUCUGGUCCAAGCCAACGUGAGGAACAAGAAACUGCUGAAGGAUGCCGUUCAGAACAUCACAGCUAAAGGAAUUACUAACUACACAAAAGGUUUUGAGUUUGCUUUUGAGCAGCUCUCUACGACUAAUGUGAGUAGAGCAAACUGCAACAAGAUUAUUAUGCUGUUUACUGACGGAGGAGAAGAAAGAGCUCAGGCCAUAUUAGAGAAGUACAAUGCUGAGAAAAAGGUGAGGAUCUUCACCUUCUCAGUAGGACAGCACAACUAUGAUAAAGGGCCGAUUCAGUGGAUGGCCUGCUCCAACAAAGGUUACUUCUAUGAGAUUCCUUCCAUCGGGGCUAUCAGAAUAAACACACAGGAGUACCUAGAUGUCCUGGGAAGACCAAUGGUUUUGGCAGACAAGCAGGCCAAACAAGUCCAAUGGACUAAUGUAUACCUCGAUGCUCUGGAACUUGGUCUGGUCAUUACUGGAACAUUACCUGUCUUCAAUAAGACAAAGACCAUAGAUGACAGGAAUGGCGAGCACCAGAAUCAAUUGAUUCUUGGCGUUAUGGGAAUUGACGUGUCUCUGAAUGACAUCAAGAAGCUCACGCCACGCUUCACAAUUGGUCCAAAUGGGUACUAUUUUGCCAUUGAUCCUAAUGGAUAUGUCCUGCUUCACCCCAAUCUUCUGCCAAAGAAUCCUAAAUUCCAGGAACCUGUUACCCUCGACUUCCUAGACGCAGAGCUGGAAAAUGACCUCAAAGUGGAGACCAGGAGAAUGAUGAUUGACGGGGAGACGGGCGAACGGACCAUUGACACACUGGUGAAAACUCAGGAUGAGAGGUACAUAGACCGAGGAGUCAGGACCUACACGUUUGCGCCGGUCAAUGGGACAGAUUACAGCCUGGCUCUGGCUCUACCGAGAUACAGUGAACACUUCAUUCAAGCCAAACUGGGAGAUGACCUGAAAAGAGCCAUGUGUGAGUAUACCAUGGAAACCAUACAACAGGAGAGGUUUGAUGAGUUUGGUUACACCUACAUUGCUCCAAGGGAGUACUGCAAGGAGCUGAAGUUGUCACCCAACAACACAGAGUUCCUCCUCGACUUUAGUCAGUACAUUGAUAGCAGCACUCCAGAUGCAUGUAAUAUGUCCCUGGUGAAUCGACUAAUUCUGGAUGCAGGCCUGACAGCUGAACUGGUUAAACUUUGGAACGAGCAGACAGUGGAAGGAAUAGUGUCCAGAUUUGUUGCCACAGAUGGAGGAAUAACAAGAGUCUACCCGAGAAGUGCUGGGGAAGAAUGGACUGAGAAUCCUGAGACAUAUGAGUCCAGCUUCUACAAAAGGACCCUGGACAAUAAAAUUUAUAUUUUCACAGCUCCAUCUUUCAGCUCAGAAGGCAGGGAGCCCGUCGCUGAGUCGGGUAUUCUAGUCAGCAAAGCAGUGGAACUCACAAUUGACGAAGUCACGAUCAAACCAGCUGUAGUGGGAGUGAAACUCAAUGUCUCCUUCUGGAUGAGCAUUUUCAUGAAUGCUACACUGAAGCUGAAUUGUAAAGAUGAGAUUUGUGGCUGUCUGAGGAAUGACAAGCAUGUAGACUGUGUCAUCUUGGAUGAUGGGGGAUUUCUUCUCAUGUCAAACCACGAUGAGUACAUCACACUGAUAGGUCAGUUCUUUGGCGAGGUGGAUCCUGUGCUGAUGAUCAACCUUGUGAACACCUCCCUGUACUCGUUCAACAAGACCUAUGACUACCAGUCCAUCUGUGAUCCAGAGAAAGACGGCAAGGCAGCAGCAGGACCCCGCUCCGUCUACGUGCCCACCAUUGCCGACAUGCUGAGUAUUGGCUGGUGGGCCUCCAGUGCUGCCUGGUCUAUACUACAGCAGCUCUUCUUUGGGCUUGUGUUCCCCAACCUUCUGGAGGCAGCGGAGUCAGCGGAAGAUGACAUACCGGACGCCAUGUUUAAGGAAAGCUGCAUCACAGAGCAGACUCAGUACUUCUUUGACAACAAUGAAACGUCCUACUCAGGCGUCCUCGACUGUGGAAACUGUUCCAGGAUGUAUCGUGCUGAGAAGUUGCCAAAGACCAACCUAGUGUUCCUGAUCGCCGACGCCAAGGCAACGUGUUUGUCUUGUGACCCGAGGCCACUACGGCAGGCGGAACAGCCCUCUGAAGGUCCAGAUCCAUGUGAGCUUGCUCAAAAUCCCAGAUACCGCAAAGGGCCGGAUGUAUGUUUCGACAACAAUGAAGAUGAUAAGCCCUUGUGCCCAAUCAGCGGAUGUUCUACAUUAAGUCCUACACCUCUCUUGUUGUUGUUUCUGGUGCUGAGUUCAGGCUUAGUCCCCUUACACUGCUUCAUGCAGACUCCCUUUGAGUUUUACGAUGGUCAAUCAGUGUGUCGAUAACCUCUUCCCAUCAUAAUGGAGAGGUGCAUGCUGGUUGGCUUUGAGUCUGCUGUCAUCAAUAUCGGAUUAAAUAUAAAACAUUUAGGCUACAAAUAUUUUCACUUGCUUCAAAUGGCUUUUAAUGUUAGCUAUGUUUAGCGUUACGCUCCUGUUGCACUUUUUGACUUUUGUAUGUGAAAAGCACUCUAUAAAUGAAUUGUGUUACCUAAUUAGACUAUAAUUUAGUUAUGCCACCAGAUUCAGUGUGUAAUGCACUGUGGCCAAUUUCAUUCCUUUAGGCUUAACACCAAAUCAAUUGGUUAGUGUGUUGGCAGAUUGUAAGUUGACCAAAACGUUCUUUGCUGGGCCAUUGCAAAAUGCAAGGCCAGGGCAAAUCAGGUAACAACAGUUGGCUUGAAAAAUAAAUGGCUCUCUAGAAUUAAGUAAAUAAUACCCUCUAGUAGAAAAACUUUAUUUUCCUUUGCAGAAUGCCUGACUUUCUUCAGCAUCUUUUUUUUUACCCGAACAGAUGGAGAGCAAAAUAAAUCUUGGCAGGAGAAAGUGUUAAAUCAAUUUGAUAUAAUUGCAUCGUACCACCACAAUUCAAUUAUAGCAGCACACAGCUAUGUAUAAAUGUAUUUGUAGCCAUCAUUUUUUUGUUAGCUUUGCUAAAUGCUUUGUUACCCAAAUAUAUUAUAUGUAUUUGGAUGUAUUUCUUUUCAAUUUGUGAAGUCUCUUUGGGUCUCAGCUAAUACAAUGCACAGUAGUAGACCUGAUACAGUAACAAAUGCCCCUAUGUAAAUGAGAUUGAAUGGAACUUCCAUUUGACUGUUUGAGAUCAGUAAAACAAAAAAAGCGAGGUGGAUAAGUCGCGUGAGAUCAUUGUUUUUCCACCCAAAUUCCAACAGUUUAACAGACAUCCAAAUAUUUGGGGCGAAGCAUUUCCCCUAUCUUUGUGAACUGAGCCUUUCAUUUGCUUCUAGAGACGUAAAUCACACACAUAAUGGGCCACUAAUUCUUAUGCCUGUAUGUUUAUAUUGUGGAAAAUCUAUGCCGGGAAGUAGCGGGAAGGUAAGGAAUGGCCGGGGAAGUCACUGAACAGUAGUAAAAGUAGGCCGCAUCCAUUUUCCUUUUUCUAUCUGUCCCAUUACUUUUGUCUUCGCUCCUCGUAGGAAGACAGUUUGUGUCUAGGCCAGUCCAUUUCAUCACUGGAGUAAACAGAGGAAGCUCAACGUGGCUUUCCUGCCCUUUGAAUAUGGAAGACUCCCACCUCUUGCUCCUAGGCCUUUGGCAUGCACGGAUAUCCUGAACACGCCCACCAAAUUCAAAAAGGCCACAAAGUGUCAAGGCAGGGGCUUGCACAUACACACAUGUGCACGUAAAACCGAAUAAGGCCAGGAACACCUCUACAACUAACAGAGAAUCCUUUUUGGUUUUCUCGCUGAGAGUUAGAUAAGAUGCCUCACUGGUUGAUAUGAAGUUACCAUUGGCAACUCAGAAGAAUGUGAGAUACCCAUCCUUUCAUGGAAGUAUAAGACUAAAUAAGUAUGACUUAACUGUCAUACUGUGCCUUUAAAAUAACAGGUAGAGUUAGGAAUACAAUAUUGCAACACAGUGAAAUAUAAUAUUAUUCAUAGUAUUAUAUUCAAUCAUGAACUGUUCAUUACUGUUAGUUGCAAAGUGUUGAUGUUUGUAGUUUUAGUGGAGCUACAAGAUGUGGGAGAAGACAGGUAUCUGAUUGAUUGACACCUGAUUUGUCCAACAGGAAGAUGAUUCUGACUGUGGCGGAGGGACCAGCCUAAGCAUGUGUCUUUGGCCGAUGCUUGGACUCCAACUACUGCUGUGGGUCAUCACAGCUUUACAGAACUCAUGACCCCUACACACACACACAUUCACACACACACACUGAUCAUCUCAUCCCAUAAUGGGCCAGAACACUCCAGGUACGCCAUCCAGGAUGUAUGCAGAACAAAAAGACAUUUUAUUUUCUGAUGCAAGUAUUAGCAUUUGCAUUUUCUAAUGCCAAAGGGUAAGCAUUUCUUUCCCCCUGGUCAUUCUCAAGAACAGAGACAAGUUUACUGUCCUUAGCUGCACUCAUUACCCUGAAAUACUCCUUAAAACCCACCUAUGGUGCAAGAGUAAGAGCUAACCAAACCCUUUAAUUCUGCCUCAUUUAUUUCUCUGAUUUAUUUAGCAGAGGUCGAGUCCCACUAUGCCAACUAAACAUCCUUCAAAGACUGUAUCUUCACUGACAGCGUUGAUUUGUGCAGUUGUCAAUAUUGUUUUUUUGCUUAUUAUACUUAUUAUGUAUGAAUCGCUGCAAUGAAUAAUUAUUUUGUCAACCAGUGCAACUACCAAGAGUAUCCCUUUUGUUGAAGUGUUUUUUAAAUGUACCGUACUGUAUUUAUCUAAUUAUUUUGUACUAUAAAAUCAACUAGUGUUUCGGGACUAGUUACCUGUUGUACUGUAGCAGCAUGUGCUCAGUCCAGAGCUAAAGACAGCACCGGUACUCUGACACCAAAGCUCCAUACAGAACCAAGGGCCGCGGAUACACACUCGAGUUCAAGUUACAACGUUGGCUGUUUGAAAUAGAUGGAUGUAGUAAACCGUUUGCUGAAAAGUAAGUGGGAUCAUGUGGAUUAAUAUUGUUAUGUCUGUACUUGGUCUGACAGCUUUGGUUGUCUUGAUGCAUCAGAUCCCCAGUGCCUACAUAGUAGCUCCAGUCGGAUAUCUGAAUCACAACAGUUGUAUUUUUACCACGUAAGCUUCUUUGAUAAGGUUUGCUUCAGCGUAACAAAGAAAGUAGCCUUUGCAGUAAUACGUUAUGAGAUGGACCAAAUCUGCUGCUAUUAUUUUAAUUGAUGUGGCCCGGGAAGCAGUAGGAAAAACCAGUAUUUUGGAUUAUGGGAGAAUAUAGUUUCUCUCCGUGGUCAAAACAAACCUAAACUAAACUUGAGCUUUGUAUUCCAACACCACUCUUUAUUAGUUCUGUUUCUGUUCUUUUUCUGGAUCACGGGCCUCAGGAGCCAGGAUGUGAACUGUGAAUGAGAUCAUCAUAUCAAAAACGGACUGAUUCAUUGUUUUCAUUUCCUUGCUGUUCUCCUUAUACUUGUUUCUUCUUUGUUUUGCUCUAUAAGUGCUGUAAAGCAGACGCUGAAGGCUCGGUGUCGUAAUGCUGCAAUGUCAUGGGAUGAGCUUGUUCUGUGUUUGAGCGCUAUGAUCAGCAUCAGGGCCUGUUGGAGAGAACUUUGAGAUUACACUACUAGCGGUGGUAAUUUUACAUUGCCUUACAUUGCCAUAACAAGUCAUAAAAGUAACACUUUAGUGUUUGUUUUCCUUCUAUAGCUAUUUAAACAAAGUUGAGUUCUCUCCACCUCGCCUUCAUGAUGACCUCGUUGAAUGUUCAGGUUAUGCCUGUCUAUCAAAGUUGCGUGUUGACUUGUGUUUUAACCUGGGGGUCCUGUGUCUAUGUGCAGGCAUGUGCGUGUACCUCCGAUAUCUGAUUGUGCUUUAUUAUUGCACAUAAAUUACUCUUUUGUGGAACUUGAUUAGCCUGAAUACUUUUUGUAUAAAUUUGUACACCGAUACUAUUUACUGUAUAAAAGAGAAAACAAAGGAAAAGAAAAGUUGUUUAUAAUAUGGUGUUGAUUAUUGUGCAAAUAUAUUCACAAUAAAAGUGUUGUAUUGUUAG